AUGGCUUCUGAACAGCUGAAUGUCAUUGCUCUAAUCUCGGGAGGCAAAGACAGCUUCUUCAAUUUGAUCCACUGUAUAGAGCACGGUCAUCGGAUCGUAGCUCUUGCAAAUCUUUUCCCAGGAUCAGACGCUCUAGCAUCGGACUCAACAGGUCCAGGUGCCAACGUUAUCCCAGACGGACAGUCACCGUUCCGGCAGGAAGACGCCACCGGAGCCAAGCAAGAGACCGGUGGCCAGACUCGUAGCGAGGUUCUGUGCCCCGAAGGCUUCCAGCAUAUAGAUCCGGAGACGUGGAUACCCCCGUCUUCCGCAAGAGACGGACAUGACAGCUCUCAAACUGGCCAGGGCUCGGGUGAGCCUUCCGACACGGAUCUCAAUAGUUUCAUGUACCAAACUGUCGGGCACGAGGUUCUCCCCCUGUACGCCGCUGCAACUGGUCUACCACUAUAUCGUCUGCCCAUCACUGGACGUGCGGUUCGCCACGAGAGGGACUACGAUGCCACGGCCGACGCUCAGGACAAGGACAAGGGCAACAGCGGCGACGAAACAGAGUCCAUGCUGCCCUUGUUACAGGCUAUCAUUGCCCGCCAUCCAGAGGCCAAUGCUGUCUGUGCAGGUGCCAUUCUGUCAACCUACCAACGUACCCGUGUUGAGUCAAUAGCACUGCGCCUAGGUCUCGUGCCCCUGGCCUACCUAUGGCAGUAUCCGAUCUUGCCACCCCCAUCCGGAGCCAUUUCCGACGAUACGCAACUGCUAAUCGAUAUGGCCAAUGCUGGUCUAGAAGCACGGAUCAUAAAAGUUGCCAGUGCUGGUCUAGACGAGGAUCAUCUGUGGGAACGCGUGUCAAGCGAGACUGGCUCAAGUCGUGUCAAGAGCGCGUUGCGCAAGUUUGGUUCGACCCAAGGUGCCGCAGCGUUGGGAGAGGGCGGCGAGUUUGAGACGCUCGUUGUGGAUGGCCCUUCCUCUGUGUUCAAGAAAAGGAUUACCAUACCAGAGCAGGGGCGCAAGAUCGUGCGUGAAGGAGGGGGUUGUUCAUGGCUGCUGUUGGCUGGUGCACAGGUCGAAAAUAAACAAGAUCCUGCGGUCGAAUCAAGAGUUCGGGUGCCCGAUCUUCUCGAUGCGCGAUUCAAGGCUGUGUUUGAUGAACUACCGGUAUCCCUGGACCAGCUGAAGCAUAUGGACCUUUCUACAAAUGCAAUGAAGCCGACGCCACUACCUCAAAAUACAGGGUUCUCAGUCGAGGAUGUCGAUACUCAGCGUUGGUCUGUUCUUCCUGAUGUCGGCACAAGUGAAAGGCCAAUCCAAGACGAGACUCUCCAAGUGGUAGAGAAGAUCAGGGCGCUAGUGUCGGAGGCUGGUGUUCAGCUCUCCCAAAUCACAAGCACUAUCAUUAUUCUAAGACGCAUGUCGGACUUCCCCAAGGUCAAUGGUGAGUAUGGUAAGCUGUUCCCUAAGCCAAACCCGCCCUCUCGGGUGACUAUCUCCUGCGGUGACAUGCUGCCGGAAGGCGUGAAAAUUGCUGUAUAUCUAUGUGCACCUGUUUCUGAAGCGGCACAGGGCCGCAAUGGUCUGCACGUCCAGUCAAGAUCUUACUGGGCACCUGCGAACAUCGGCCCAUAUAGCCAAGCUAUUGAUGUGCCAGUGACAGCUCGUAAACAAGAUACAGGCCUCAGAUCUAUCUCUAUCGCAGGACAGAUACCCCUGAUCCCAGCAACAAUGUUAUUACCUGGUCCGUCUGAAAAGUCGGACGAGCUCCAGAUUGUGCUAUCACUGCAACACCUUUGGCGGGUAGGCCAAGAGAUGAAGGUCCAAUGGUGGACAAGUGCUGUUGCGUAUUUCCCCCGCGUCAGCGCUUCAACUGAAAUUCAGCGCUGUGCCCAACUUGCAGGAUAUGCUUGGAAGCAAGCACACGGGUCUCCGGAUGAUGAGGAAGAGACUGAUGAAGGUCCUGAUCUUUGGGAUCUGAAGUUCAACCCUGCUUAUAUGUCACUCAGUAAUGAUGAUAAGGCAGCCCGGAAGGUCACUCCUGACUGGGACGCCCUCACCCUUCGUCAGCAGAACGAACCUGAUACAUGUAUCCCCCCUAUGUUUGCUGCCGAAGUUGAGGAGCUACCGCGACAGGCUGCGGUUGAAUGGCAUGCCCACAACGGCCUUUCUAAAUUGGAAGAAAGCAGCCUUGUGAUGACUUCUCAGUCCGAAACCGACGUGCCCGGGUGGAGAACGUGGCAUUCUGUUGUUACGACCGAGGUUGCAAUUGCUGUCUACAGCACAGCAGCAUAUACUUGCACCGACAAGAACCAGUCUUUAUCUCUGAGCGACUUGAAAACGGACAUGCGGGAAGCUGUUCACACGUCCUUCCGUCAGUUGCAUCCUGGUGGACCUGAUUCUAUACACAGCAAGUUAUCUUUGAUGUACGCAGACACUGCUCAAGUCAAGUCUAUAUGGGAUAAUAUCGGAGAAAAUGUUGGAUCGUCUCUCAUUCCUUGCCGGUCAAUCUGGUCAUCUGAGGGACAGCAUGUCACGGUUCUGGGCUUGUUUGAAACGACCUUGAUGCGAGAAACAUGA
This is a messenger RNA of Fusarium coffeatum, 2565 nucleotides long. RefSeq lists its product as uncharacterized. Gene Ontology annotation, biological process: protein histidyl modification to diphthamide. The transcript has a single exon. NCBI's taxonomy places the organism in Eukaryota, Fungi, Ascomycota, Sordariomycetes, Hypocreales, Nectriaceae. The coding region runs from base 1 to 2565 and encodes 854 amino acids. Gene Ontology annotation, molecular function: diphthine-ammonia ligase activity. The record is from RefSeq and is a predicted model, not a curated record.